AUGGGUUCCAAGAGGCGAAGAGCUACCUCGCCUUCCAGCAGCAUCAGCGGAGGAGACUUUGAUGACGGCCACCACUCCACAAAUAUACCAGGCCCAAGCAGAAAGAGGAGGAGACUUUCUAAUCUCCCAACUGUAGAUCCUAUUGCUGUAUGCCAUGAACUUUACAACACCAUCAGAGAUUACAAAGAUGAACAGGGCAGACUCCUUUGUGAACUUUUCAUUAGGGCACCGAAGCGAAGAAAUCAGCCAGAUUAUUAUGAAGUGGUUUCUCAGCCAAUUGAUUUAAUGAAAAUCCAACAGAAGCUGAAGAUGGAGGAAUAUGAUGAUGUGAAUGUGCUGACUGCUGAUUUUCAACUUCUCUUUAACAAUGCGAAGGCUUACUAUAAGCCUGAUUCUCCUGAAUAUAAAGCUGCCUGCAAAUUAUGGGAGUUGUAUUUGCGCACAAAAAAUGAAUUUGUUCAAAAAGGUGAUGCUGAGGAGGAAGAUGACGAUGAGGAAGGACAUGACAAUCAAGGCGCAAAUUCUGAAUUAUCAUCUCCAGGUUACCUGAAGGAAAUUCUUGAACAGCUUCUUGAAGCUGUAGCUGUUGCCACAAACCCAUCAGGACGUCUCAUAAGUGAAUUGUUUCAGAAACUUCCUUCUAAAGUGCAAUAUCCAGAUUAUUAUGCAAUAAUAAAGGAACCCAUAGAUCUUAAAACUAUUGCCCAAAGGAUACAGAAUGGAACUUAUAAAAGUAUUCAUGCAAUGGCCAAGGAUAUAGAUCUUCUGGCAAAGAAUGCCAAAACCUACAAUGAGCCUGGAUCACAAGUAUUCAAGGAUGCAAAUGCGAUUAAAAAAAUAUUUAAUAUGAAAAAGGCUGAAAUUGAACACAGUGAGUUGGCCAAGUCAAGUCUCCGAAUCAGGACUCCAUCAAAUUUGACUGCUUCCAAGCUGACAGGUCCUUCCUCACAGGGUAAAGGCAGUGUUGGUGAUGAGAGAAAUUCUUCUAACAAAUAUUAUCGUAACAAAAGAUCAGCCCAAGGGGAUCGUUUAUCAGCAAUAACCAUGGCAUUGCAAUACGGAUCAGAAAGUGAUGAGGAUGCAGCUUUGGCUG
Molecule: messenger RNA, 1093 nt
Organism: Antrostomus carolinensis (chuck-will's-widow)
Lineage: Eukaryota; Metazoa; Chordata; Aves; Caprimulgiformes; Caprimulgidae
Product: protein polybromo-1
Exons: 10
Biological process (GO): transcription elongation by RNA polymerase II; chromatin remodeling
Cellular component (GO): RSC-type complex; SWI/SNF complex
Molecular function (GO): chromatin binding; protein binding
Source: RefSeq, a predicted model, not a curated record